This is a messenger RNA of Argentina anserina (silverweed cinquefoil), 1013 nucleotides long. RefSeq names its product 2-C-methyl-D-erythritol 2,4-cyclodiphosphate synthase, chloroplastic. The transcript has 4 exons. Gene Ontology annotation, biological process: terpenoid biosynthetic process. Gene Ontology annotation, molecular function: 2-C-methyl-D-erythritol 2,4-cyclodiphosphate synthase activity. Bases 1 to 813 code for a protein of 270 amino acids. Lineage: Eukaryota; Viridiplantae; Streptophyta; Magnoliopsida; Rosales; Rosaceae. The record is from RefSeq and is a predicted model, not a curated record.
AUGCAGAGCAAUAUGCACAUGUUGUUUCGAUCGAUUUUACUUCUUGCAUUUUGGGCCACUGGGAUUUGUAUUCUGCUCAUACUUAGAUAUGCUCAGUCUAACAACAACCACACAGCCGGAGCUUCAGUUACUCAACCAACCAUGGCAGCCACUUCCCUCUCCGCCGCAACAACCAAGUCACUCCCUCACUCUCUCCUCCACACCUGGUCCUCUCCGUCUCUCCGAUUAGCUCAAACCCGGCCCAGAACCAAACCCCUUGUCUCAGUUGUCUGGGCCUCCGCCGGCACGGCCCUCGAGGUCGACCAAUCCCCAGCCGCCGCCGCCGCCAAGACCCUGCCUUUCCGGGUCGGGCACGGGUUUGACCUGCACCGGUUGGAGCCCGGCUACCCUCUGAUCAUCGGCGGCAUCGACAUCCCUCACGAUCGAGGCUGCGAGGCUCACUCUGAUGGGGAUGUGUUGCUUCAUUGUGUAGUGGAUGCUAUACUGGGCGCAUUGGGCCUCCCGGAUAUUGGCCAGAUAUUUCCAGAUUCGGAUCCCAAAUGGCGCGGUGCGAAUUCCUCUGUUUUCAUCAAAGAAGCUGUGAAAUUGAUGCAUGAGGCGGGUUAUGAGAUUGGCAAUUUAGACGCUACCUUGAUUCUUCAAAGACCGAAAUUAAGCCCACACAAGGAGGUUAUGAGGGCCAACUUGGCUAAGCUGCUCGGUGCAGACCCAUCUGUUGUGAAUCUGAAAGCCAAGACUCAUGAGAAGGUUGACAGCCUAGGAGAAAAUCGAAGCAUUGCAGCUCACACAGUAGUUCUUCUUAUGAGGAAAUAGAAAGGGCCAACUCCAGUUAUCUUUUGUUACAUUUGUAACUUAUCACAGCUAUUUUUAUUGCUGCUUGGUAUAGGUAACCAUUUUGCUUACUCAUGGCAUUUGGUUGGAACUAAAUACAUGUAAAGACGGUAAAACUUGUAUUCUUUCUCCUAAAGUUUUCGGAGAGAAAAUUCAUAUAAAUGACAGUAUUAUUGGGACAA